This is a messenger RNA of Cuscuta epithymum, 2878 nucleotides long. The record is from the annotation of a GenBank genome assembly. Lineage: Eukaryota; Viridiplantae; Streptophyta; Magnoliopsida; Solanales; Convolvulaceae.
GGGAAAACUGUCAAAUAGGUCCUCGUACUUUCGUGAAAAAGUCAAUUAAGUCCUUCUACUAUUUUUCGAAUCAAUCAAGUCCACCAAGUUCAAAAAAUCAACCAAAUCCGCCAUUUCACCGGUAAGCAACCGGUAGCCCAUAUACAUGAUGAUCUGGAGGCCCACGUGGCAAUUACCUCUAUUCCGUUUUUUUAUUUCUUUGCUUCUUUCUCUGCUGAACGGUGAGCCAUCUUCUUCCUUACAGACCUCUUCUUCCCAGUGUCGUACCAGUACCUUUCUCCCCCCUCUUGUUUUCUUUCUUUCUUCUUCCCUUCACUAUCCUUCUCCUCAUGGUUUUCUCCCUCACCCCAAUUUCUUUAUUUUCCAAUUUCUUUUUCUUUCUUUUCUUCAAUUCUUUCAACUCUCUUUCUUGGAUGGGUGUCGGCGGUUGAGAAGUUGUGGCCGACGGGAGGUGGGCGUCCGGCAGCGGUUGAAGAACACAUGGGAGAUGGUGGCACGCGGCAUCCGUUGGGAACAAUUUGAGCUGCGGGUGACGGCGGUUGGGGAAUUGUGGGAGACAACGGACAUCGCUUGGCGGCGGCUGGCCAAGCUUUGGCUAUGGAAGAUCCAGAUUGGAGAAGUACGGCCGACGAGCAGUCCACAGUGGCGAUAAGAAAGUAAUAGAACAAAGAAAAUACAGAGUAGGUAAGAAAGGAAUAAAAAAGAAAGAACGAUAAAACACAUAGAAGAUUAGGGAAGAAGAAGAGGUGGUCUGAGAGAGAAAGAAAGAGAAAACAAAAAAGGAAAAGAAAUGAUAAAACUAAAAAUAUUGCAACGUGGGCCUCCACAUCAGAAACUACCGGGAUUACUGGCUGCUAACCGCUCAAAUGACGAAUUUGAUUAAUUUUUUGGACUAGAUGGACUUAAUUGAUUCGAAAAAUAGUAGAAGGACUCAAUUGACUUUUUCAUAAAAGUACGAGGACCUAUUUGACAGUUUUCCCUUUGAAAUUGCUUACAUUCGAUGGGGUGAAAAGAGUCUUCUCAUUAAACUUCUUUUUUACCCUCAUCUCAAAUACUCCGUACCAAUAACUAACUAACCGAGAUACCAAUCAUUGAACAACGAACACCAGUGUUAAUAGGGUUUAAAUAAGGUAAUCUCAGAAAUUAGUUCCAACCAGUUCGGACUUCGGCCAAGAACCUUGCCCGGCAGAGCGGCCGGCCACCGGCGCACCUACGCUUGGGACAAGAGCUGAUUUUUCCGUCUGCUGUAAAACCGUACAGUGUGCUGGUGUAUAAUUCCAUUGUUUCAGAGAAUGCUGGAGCAUAAUAAGAACUGUCACCAUGAUAUCAUCAGUAUCCUCCCUGAGAGUUUAAGGGAAACCAUCCUAACAUAUUUGCCUCUUCAAGAUGCUGUUAGGACUAGUGUGCUAUCAACUAAGUGGAGGAACACAUGGACUAAGAUUUCACAUCUUUAUUUUGAUGAGACUCUCUGGCCUGGAUCAAGUGGGGGUGACAAACUGGAGCUUAAAAGUAAAUGUGUUCGGCGAAUACUCCAUACUUUGCUGCGACAUGAUGGUCCUAUAAACACACUGUUUCUUUCAAUUUCUAAGCUAGGAAUUUUCCCUGAAGUCGACAACAUAAUGUUAAUCCUGUCCAAAAGUGACGUUGAACAUCUCGUACUUGAAUUUUGUUCCGGCAAGUAUAUAUUGCCUUCUACAUUUUUCAAGUGUCAGAGACUAAAACAUCUAUCCCUUUGUUCCUGCUUGUUUCAACCAUCUUCCAACUUCAUUGGAUUUAGCCAGCUUCUCACCGUUGAAAUGAUUGAUGUAGCGAUGAGUUCAGAACAGCUUGAAAGUCUUAUUAAUGGUUGCCCCCUACUUGAAGCCUUGACGCUGAAAAUCUCUCCCGUGUGUUUAACUCUUGAUAUUCAGGCUCCUAAACUUAAGUACUUUGAGUUUAUAAGCAAAUUAGAAUCGGUUUGUUUCAAAAACACUCCACAUCUCGUGGAGGUGGUAAUUGUAUAUGAUUACGAUACACGGAUUAUUGAAUGGAAAGAAACGUCUUUACGUGAGGAAUCUAAUCUUAAUGAACUUUUCAAGUCUCUGCCUGCACUUAGCAAUCUGCGCCUUGGUUAUACGCUUCCAAAGUUUGUAUCUUUGAUUGGACUCCCAGAAAGACAUAGUCCGACCGCUGUCUGCCUUAACACUCUUGUACUUGAGUGGAUAUGUUUAGAAAGAAUGGGUGAGAUGGCAUCUGUGCUUUUUAUAGUUAGAAUGUCACCAAACUUGCAAGACAUCAUCAUUCAUCUAUAUAACAUUGUUGGUACUGCUGACCAAAAGCCUUCUCCCAAGUCACUGGACGUCGAAGAAAACUCGGAUGUGAAACUGAAUCAGCUGAGAAGUGUGCAAUUCUCAGGUUUUACAGGCACAAGAAACCAAAUGGUGCUUGCAAAACUUCUUUUAACCAAAUCUCCGAGGCUCAAUAAAAUGGUAAUUAAACCCAACACCAAACAGUGCAAUGCAAAAAGAGGAUUUUCGAUAUUGAAAGAGCUAAUACGGUUGCCACGGCCAUCAGCAGCUGCAGAGAUUAUCUUUGGAUAAGUGAGGCAAUAGUGUCUAUGAAUAUUUGACUAUGGAUGCCACAAGUCCACAACUUCAUUUGCAUGUUUUCUUAUCUUUAUUUUUGCGGACCUUGGCAUUUGCAAGAGAAUUAAAUGAUGCACUUUUCUAUCAUUUAACAGGCACAAAACACCAAAAUUAGACAAGAUGCUAGUGAAGAAUGAAUAAUAACUUUGUAUAUUAUAUUGUCGUUUAUAUUUCUCAAAUCAGGCUGCUACUGUAAUGGCUUAAACCUGUGUUUUAUAUUAUGGCAUUUUGCUAUUUGGUAAAACACUAAAAUU